CUGCUCACAGAUCAGAAAAGAGCAUAUGACAUCAUCACAUGGCACCUCAAUCAGACACUCGCAGGGCACAAACCACCACAGCUGUUAAUGUUAAUUCAUGGUGAAGGUGGCACAGGAAAAUCCAGGGUUAUCCAAACUGUGACUGAACAUUUCAAACAUCAGUCAGCAGAAGACUCUCUUGCAAAGGCAGCAUACACAGGAAUAGCAGCAUCUGUGAUCGAUGGAAAAACCACUCAC
This is a messenger RNA of Laetiporus sulphureus 93-53, 237 nucleotides long. RefSeq lists its product as uncharacterized. NCBI's taxonomy places the organism in Eukaryota, Fungi, Basidiomycota, Agaricomycetes, Polyporales, Laetiporaceae. The record is from RefSeq and is a predicted model, not a curated record. Gene Ontology annotation, biological process: telomere maintenance; DNA repair. The annotation marks the transcript as partial. Gene Ontology annotation, molecular function: DNA helicase activity. The transcript has a single exon.